AUGCUUUCUGAAAUGAAAGGCAGUGCCUUCGUUGCCACCAACGAGGCGUGGAAGGCUGCGCGUGAUGCGUAUAUCAAUUCGACCUCACCCGACCCGUCGGUCAAGGAGGCUCUGAGCACCGUCGUCGACACGAAAGCUAACGAAACCGCUCUGCUGGCCAUGUCGCAAGGCGCAUGGAACGUGCUUUAUCACUUGGCGCAUUACCACCUGGCUAUAGAGGAGGUCAACAGCACCUUUAUCAAGAAAAAUUUGACCGCAAACACGUACUACAGGCUCACGAGCCACAAGCCAGAGCCCAUCUUCCUCUAUUACAACAACGUCACCGGUGCAAUCACGGUGACAGGCAAGAAACCGGCCGGCGUCAACGCGCUGGCUAUUCCCUCCAGCGGCAACGCACACACCUCUCAUGCUGAGAUUUUUGCCGUUGCAGCCCCCACUCCUGCACUCGUCCCUCCCGCUCCCGCACCUGCGAACGCCUAUGGAAGUGACGCUGCGGUGGGCAAGGUUGUGACUGCUGACAUUGUCGCUGAGCACGGAUACGCCAUCCACGCCGUCGACGCUUUACUUUUCCCCACCAACAUGAGUGUCCUCUUCACCAACGCUAACAAGCCAAAGUCUG
Closterium sp. NIES-65 is the source of this 619-nucleotide messenger RNA. The record is from the annotation of a GenBank genome assembly. Lineage: Eukaryota; Viridiplantae; Streptophyta; Zygnematophyceae; Desmidiales; Closteriaceae.